AUGGGUCAGGAUCUACUCCAGGAUGCUAGCACACUAAUGGGUCAGGAUCUACUCCAGGAUCCUAGCACACUAAUGGGUCAGGAUCUACUCCAGGAUGCUAGCACACUAAUGGGUCAGGAUCUACUCCAGGAUCCUAGUGCACUAAUGGGUCAGGAUCUACUCCAGGAUCCUAGCACACUAAUGGGUCAAGAUCUACUCCAGGAUCCUAGCACACUAAUGGGUCAAGAUCUACUCCAGGAUCCUAGCACACUAAUGGGUCAGGAUCUACUCCAGGAUCCUAGCACACUAAUGGGUCAGGAUCUACUCCAGGAUCCUAGCACACUAAUGGGUCAAGAUCUACUCCAGGAUCCUAGCACACUAAUGGGUCAAGAUCUACUCCAGGAUCCUAGCACUAAUGGGUCAGGAUCUACUCCAGGAUCCUAG
Molecule: messenger RNA, 423 nt
Organism: Procambarus clarkii (red swamp crayfish)
Lineage: Eukaryota; Metazoa; Arthropoda; Malacostraca; Decapoda; Cambaridae
Source: RefSeq, a predicted model, not a curated record